UGUCACUCUAGCUGCUGUCACUCUCGCUGCUGUCACUCUAGCUGCUGUCACUCUAGCUGCUGUCACUCUAGCUGCUGUCACUCUAGCUGCCGUCCCUCUCGCUGCCGUCACUCUAGCUGCCGUCACUCUAGCUGCCGUCACUCUAGCUGCUGCACCUCUCGCUGCUGUCACUCUAGCUGCUGUCGCUCUCGCUGCUGUCGCUCUCGCUGCUGUCACGCUAGCUGCUGUCACUCUAGCUGCUGUCACUCU
Messenger RNA from Oncorhynchus kisutch (coho salmon), 249 nucleotides. RefSeq names its product keratin-associated protein 4-12-like. NCBI's taxonomy places the organism in Eukaryota, Metazoa, Chordata, Actinopteri, Salmoniformes, Salmonidae. The record is from RefSeq and is a predicted model, not a curated record. The transcript has 2 exons. The annotation marks the transcript as partial. Gene Ontology annotation, cellular component: keratin filament.